Messenger RNA from Rangifer tarandus platyrhynchus (Svalbard reindeer), 255 nucleotides. The record is from the annotation of a GenBank genome assembly. NCBI's taxonomy places the organism in Eukaryota, Metazoa, Chordata, Mammalia, Artiodactyla, Cervidae.
AUGGACAGCCAGUCCGCUAAGAGCAAUCGAAAGGGACUCCCCAGCCUCUCUCGAGUUCGGAGCGGUCACCCUGGAUCCAGCUCCAGCUUCAGCGGAGCGGAGCUCGGCCGCCCCAGCUCCGACUCGCGAGGAGUGGUUCGCCAGCUGGUGGUGUCGCCGGGUGUCCGGCGCCAAGGAGCAGAGUGCACAGUGUCAGGUUGGGGAGGGAUGGGGAACAGGCGAGAUGCGACCCUGCGCCUCGGACUGCAGACGUGA